ACAAUAACAAAAAGUCUGGCAACUUUGAAUUUUAUGGAAGCGUCGUUUACAAAUUGCGCCUGGAAAGUAAAUAGUGAAGCGCUUGAAAUUUAAAUUUAUAUUUAAAAAACAAUGAAUUUCAAUGAAAUUAACCAGCAAAUAUUUGACACUAAGAAACGUCUAACAGCAAUGAUUAAAAAAGAAAGGCUUGCGGAGAAGCAAAUGGAUUCUCUAGCUAUUGAGAGCUCAAAAUAUCACAUCGAUGUUGGUAUCAGCAUUUAAGGAAACUUCUGAGCAGCAGCAACGUGAAUCUGAAAAAAUACUUAAGUUGGUGAUUCAACGACGCAAAGAUCUGGAAAAACGUGCCACUUUUAAUGAAGUUGUGCAAGAAAAAACAGCUGCUGCCAAACAAGACACGGAAGCGAUGCAGGAGCACUUGGUCAAGACGAAGCAAGAGCACGACCUACUCAGCGGAUGUGUACGCACUUUAUGCAAUGCAACCAACACGUUUGUCAGCACAAAGGAAUUACCCGCUCGGAUUAAAGGUGUCAGUGUUUCCCAAAGCGGAACUCGGUGGAUGCCCUUUGAUGUGGCUGCAAGUGAUUUGGAAGGUCUAAGCACGAUGUGGGACCGGCUACAGAUACCCAGUGCAAAUGCUGAUAAGUGGCGACAGCUCAUGUCUGUUGAUAAUCCUCAGAACGACAAGGAAAACAACUAUACAACAGCAGCAACAUCUAUAAUUGAAAUUGAUCUAACCUCGCCAGUGUCCCAGAAAUGAUUAAUCGAACAAAGUGUCAUCUUAAAAAAAAUGUAUUGAUAUGCUC
This is a messenger RNA of Drosophila innubila, 803 nucleotides long. RefSeq names its product kinetochore protein Spc25 (gene Spc25). The transcript has 3 exons. NCBI's taxonomy places the organism in Eukaryota, Metazoa, Arthropoda, Insecta, Diptera, Drosophilidae. The coding region runs from base 242 to 757 and encodes 171 amino acids. The record is from RefSeq and is a predicted model, not a curated record.